CUCACAGUAACAUGACACCAGCAGUUUAUUGGCCUAAAUUUUGUAACCACGUCUGAGAAUGAAACUAAACUAUGAACACCCUGUCCACUGUAAACUGGGAAGCCAGGACGAACAUUUUUCUGUACCUUAAAUUUCAUUGGUUCCCUACUUUGUCGUUCUUCAGGUGGGCGGGAACAGCGAGUCUUUAAGAGAUAGUGUGUGUUUUUCAGCAUUACAUUGCACUUUUUCCCUGCGUGAAGUGACAUGAGUGGUGGAGUUUGGGAAUUGUUAGCUUUAAAACAGUCGGAGCAACGCAACAUUUAGCCAGGAUUCGAGUCAGAAUGGCUACCCUUUGCCGACUGAGGCAGUGCCACCCCACAGGGGUUGUUAUCGCUCAUCUUCACACCAGCAGCAGAGUUUCUGCCAAGCAACAUUACAAGAUGUUAGUCCUGGGAGGAGGAACUGGGGGCAUUGCAAUGAGUGCACGUAUGAAGAGGAUGGUUGGGGCUGAUAAUGUUGCUGUUGUGGAGCCUGCUGAGAUGCACUACUAUCAGCCAAUAUGGACCCUGGUUGGCGCUGGUGCAAAAACCGUAGCCUCCUCUGGUCGCUCCACUGCUAGUGUUGUCCCAUCUGGAGUGAAAUGGGUGAAAUCAAAGGUGCAGGAAAUAAAUCCAGAGACAAACACUGUUCGCACUGAAGAUGGAAAUGAGAUUUCCUAUGAGUACCUGAUUGUGGCUCUUGGGUUACAACUCCAUUAUGAAAAGAUUAAAGGGCUGCCAGAGGGGUUCGAGCAUCCGAAGAUUGGCUCAAACUAUUCCCUCCAGACUGUGGAGAAAACAUGGAAGGCUUUGCAAGACUUCAAGGAGGGAAACGCCAUUUUUACUUUCCCAAACACUCCAGUGAAAUGUGCUGGUGCUCCACAAAAAAUCAUGUACUUAUCAGAUGCCUAUCUCAGAAAGACGGGGAAAAGGGAAAAAGCCAAGGUGAUAUACAACACGUCCCUGCCGGUGCUCUUUGGCAUCAAGAAAUAUGCAGAGACUCUGUGGGACAUUGUGAAAACUCGCGACCUACAAGUCAACCUCCGACACAACCUGAUUGAGGUCCGGGCGGACAAGCAGGAAGCAGUCUUUGAAAAUCUGGACAAACCUGGUGAAACAACAGUGUUUGAGUAUGAAAUGCUUCAUGUUACACCGCCAAUGGGGCCCCAUUCUGUCGUUAAAUCCAGUCCGCUGGCCGACGAGGCCGGCUGGUUGGACGUCAACAAAGACACUCUCCAACAUAACAAGUAUCCAAACGUGUUUGGAAUCGGAGACUGCACUAACCUGCCGACAGCCAAGACCGGCGCAGCAGUUGCUGCACAAUCUGCCAUUUUGAACAGAACAAUCAAGAAAGUAAUGAAAAAGGAGAUGCCAGAUAAAAAGUACGAUGGGUACACCUCUUGUCCAUUGGUCACUAGCUACAACACGGUUGUUCUGGCUGAGUUUGACUACAACGGCCAGCCGCUGGAAACAUUCCCCAUCAACCAAGCCAAAGAGAGACGGUUAAUGUAUUUCAUGAAAGCUGAUGUGAUGCCUCACCUCUACUGGCAUGGCCUUCUCCGGGGCUUUUGGGGCGGACCAGGACCAUACAGGAAACUGCUUCAUCUGGGGAUGAAAUAAGCACCUUACUGCCAGUCUGCACUUUAAAAGUUUCGUUUCCUAAUAAAAGUAACAGAACAUCAUCUCAUGAAUCCAGAUUCAGCAAUAAUCUGCAAUUUUCUCAUCACUGCAACAGACGAGGUAACAGGGCUUUAAUACCACCAGAAGUUACAAUGAAACCAAACAAAUGUUUUGCAGUUUCCUUGAAGAAUAUUUAGGCUCUUUUUGACAUCUCACUGGCUGGCAAGUUGUACUAUUUUCAUGAUGCACAAUAUUACACUAAGCUAUGGGAUUUUUCUGUUGUGAUUCAAAACA
Oryzias melastigma (Indian medaka) is the source of this 1931-nucleotide messenger RNA. RefSeq names its product sulfide quinone oxidoreductase (gene sqor). Gene Ontology annotation, cellular component: mitochondrion. Gene Ontology annotation, molecular function: sulfide:quinone oxidoreductase activity; FAD binding. The transcript has 10 exons. The record is from RefSeq and is a predicted model, not a curated record. Lineage: Eukaryota; Metazoa; Chordata; Actinopteri; Beloniformes; Adrianichthyidae. The coding region runs from base 321 to 1637 and encodes 438 amino acids.